AUGCGAAGAAUAAAGGACGUGAUAGGAGAGGAGGCAAAUGUAGACGUGGCAGGAGUCUGUGAUAGCGUGGUGGAAGAGGAGAGAAGCGAUGACGGGAAUACGGACUAUGGGAGGGGGGGUGGUUCAAUGGGUGAUGACGAGCAGGUCCCUAGAGUCGAGGCGCUCAUACAGACCUUAGAACACUUGACACCGGAUGAGGUCUGUUCUUUUCUCGACGAUCUGAUGGUCUCCCGGUCGAGUGAGGGAUUUGUCUGUCCAGAGGACUCGCCUGCAACAGGCUACGAUCUUGGCUUGGUGUGGCAAGAAACCGACGACGGGGGGGGCGACAUGGUGCAGAAAGCGUGCUGUGUUCGUCAAGGCGUUGAGCAACUGAAGCAGAAUGCCGAGAGAGCAGGCAAGAGUUCCCCAGAGAUGGAACACCUCGCGCAGUACAGCUUCUUCGUAAAGAAGGCAGUAGACCCGUGGUACGUGUGUGUGCUAGAAAAGCUUUCGCUGAUGCCCCAGAGAGAGUUCAAAUUGCUGUUUAAGAAAGCACUAGAGGACGAGGAAGACCCUUCGUAUGACGACUAUCGGAAGAUGAGCGUUAUAUUGGAGGACGACAUCCUGCACGGACUGAUCUGUGGCCCUAUGAAGAAAGUGAUGGAGGAAAUAGGGUCGGAAGGUGGCCGUGAAGUUGACAUGAACAACCUCUACGAUUGGGGGGAAGAUGUAGGCUUUUCGCUAAUACCGGUAGGUCCGAAGGGUGGAGCGGUUGACCUGUACCCCGAGUCGUUCGAUGGGUGGGAGGGUAGCAAGAAGAUCCCCUCUUGGUACAUUCAGAAGCCAUGGGGCAUUUUCAAGUGGCUGUGGAAGCCGUAUCCGGUCAGAAUCACUCUGGAGCCUGGGGAAAUGGUCUGUUUCACCGGUGUAACACGCCACCGAGGGGUGUCAUAUCCCUUUCAAUGCCUUCGUUUUUUCAUGUCUUGGGUCGUGAAAGAUGCAGCGGUCAAAGCCGAGAAGGAAGGGGAGGGAGCCUCGACCAACAACUUGGAGUUGGAGGGCUUCCCUGAGACGAGAGCGAUACCGUUCGAACAGUGGAAGCAGAUGACGGCAUAG
Ectocarpus sp. CCAP 1310/34 is the source of this 1095-nucleotide messenger RNA. The record is from the annotation of a GenBank genome assembly. NCBI's taxonomy places the organism in Eukaryota, Phaeophyceae, Ectocarpales, Ectocarpaceae.